Messenger RNA from Bipolaris victoriae FI3, 873 nucleotides. RefSeq lists its product as hypothetical. The record is from RefSeq and is a predicted model, not a curated record. Lineage: Eukaryota; Fungi; Ascomycota; Dothideomycetes; Pleosporales; Pleosporaceae. The transcript is spliced from 2 exons. The coding region runs from base 1 to 873 and encodes 290 amino acids.
AUGGAUCCUUUCAGCCUCACAGCCGGCGCCAUUGGUAUCACUAAUGUCGCCACGACUAGUAUUGUGGAACUGCGCAGCCUUAUCGAGAGUCUCUCUGAGGCUCAAGACGUAGUCGCAGACAUCGCCUCUAGCCUAGACAACAUAGAGCGUCCAUUAGCUGCGCUCGAACAACUCAGCAUCCCCAAUGAAGCUACUUCGGUCGCCGUUAAGGAGGACCUCUGUAAAGCCGGUGUCGCCGAAGCUGUUAACAGCUGCGGUGAUGCCUGCAAAAAGUUCCGGGAGGAUUUGACAAAGUGGACGAAGCAUUCGAGUGCGACAAGACUCUCUCUUCGAGACCGCUUUUCUGUCGGUGUUUGGAACAAGGAAAAGAUCCGUACGUUUCGCACACAGCUACAGUGGUGCGAGAACACUGUGCAUUUUGCUGUUACAAGCACGCAGCUUAUGGUUCAGCUACGAUCCGAGAAAACGUCUGAAGCCGACCGUGAAAGUAUGCAGAACCAAUUGCAGGCUAUCGAGACAAAAAUCAAGGAGCACAUCGACCUCACCAAAUAUCAGCAGGAAGAAACCCAGAGGAGGAAGCGCGAGCUAGAAGAGGAGCCUGAGGACGAGGAAGAUGGGGGUGCUGGUCGAAUAUUAGCUAUCCAGGAAGUCGAAAAGCAGUCACGGUUACUCGAGGCCGAUCAAGUGUCUUGCGGAGUAGUCUUCUCGCAGGUACAAUCCAAACGGAGUGGCCAGGAUAUCAAAAACAUCAUCACUUCAGCCAAUUCCAGCGCACUUGUAGGAAUGCCAGCAAGCGUAGUAGGAAAGGUCAACCAGCGCAUCUCGGACGUCAGAACUGAUGGAGGCUCAACAGCUUUUGUGGGUAUAUUCUAG